This is a messenger RNA of Malania oleifera, 1283 nucleotides long. RefSeq lists its product as uncharacterized. The coding region runs from base 139 to 969 and encodes 276 amino acids. The transcript has a single exon. Lineage: Eukaryota; Viridiplantae; Streptophyta; Magnoliopsida; Santalales; Ximeniaceae. The record is from RefSeq and is a predicted model, not a curated record.
UCCUCUAUCCCCUCCACCUCACUGCUCUCGCUGGCGCUCUAAUCACCAUACCCACACCUCUCUCUCUCUCUCUCUUCUUCGCCAUCAGGAUAUAAUUAUUAAUACCCUCAUCCUCUCUCUCCGUUUUCAUGCACAACCAUGAUGAGCUUUUGUAAGAGUAAGGUCCACUCCUUUCUGGGUUUCGCCAAUCAUGGCUGCACCGACAAGGAUCCGCCCUACUCCUCCCGCUGCUGCCGGAAUAUUCCCUCUCCUGCCGCCUGCAGCGCCGGACUGAGUUUUCUUACCGCUGCAUCACACGAGAGUACUCCAGUCGAAUCCGCAGCCUCCUCGCCGCUGACGCCGAAGCGAGACCCCGGCGGAAUCGGGUUUAUCGACGAGGUCGGCGGCGGCGUCGACGGGUUGAUGUCGUGCACGGAGAGCUUGGGGUUCGAGAGCUCCGACGAGAGGGGCGUCGACGAUCAGAUUGAAGAGAUGAGUAACGGAGAAACAACGGGGGCGGCUCCGGAGGAAGCUAGUUGUAAAUGGAGGAAGACGAAUAUGAAGCGAGAGGUGAAGAGGUUUCCGCCGCCGUUGCCGUCGCUGGACCGUAAUGGGCAGCCGAGCUUCUUUCUGCUGCCGGUGAGGAAGGACGGAAGGUUAGAGCUCAUUGAGGUGAGAGUCAGCCGGCCGGAAAUUUUACGCGCGUCUCGGGAAGACGGCCGAUUGAAAUUGCAUCUCAUCAGAGGUGUAGAUGAAGAAGAGGAGGAAGUUACAGAAGAGGAGAGAGAAGAAGAUGUUGACGAAGAAGAUAAAAGUAGCGAAAUCGUGUUCCCGGCCGGGGUGGGUGGCGGCGAGGUACGACGGAGUUGCGGGCCGGGGCACGGCUGCGGCUGCGGCGGCGGCGGCCUCAACCACCCGAACGGGAGCAGUGAGCCCUGCCACCACCACCACAUGCACGUGUGGAGGCAGCAUUGUGUGACGACUACAUGAAGUUGGAUGACAAUGUCACAUGCGAAGGGUCACGUGCAGAUAGAGUUUCUUCUUCUUCUUCUUCUUUUUAAUUUAAUUAUUUAUAAAUAAGUUUGGCAUUAUAAAUUGAGAGAAAGAUGAUCAGAGCGUUUCUCAGAUUUACAAAUUUUGUAAAAACUCUAGACAAAUUCUUUUCUCUCUCUCUCUCUCUCUCUCUCUCUCUCUCUCUCUCUCUCUCUCUCUCUCUCUCUCUCUCUCUUUUAAAUUUUUUUAUUUGAGGUUUUGCCCUUUUAUAUUUUUGUAAAAACUAAUGAAGUAAAAUUACUUUAUAAUUA